AUGUUGUUCAACAAGAUCACAGCUCUAUCUUUGAGCUCGCUGAUUGCCAGCACAGUCUCUGCAGCAGACUUGCCUGCUAUCGAGAUUAAGGGCAACAAGUUUUUCUUCUCCAACAAUGGCUCCCAAUUCUACAUGAAGGGUAUUGCGUACCAGCAAGACAGCGCGAACACGACCACCGGUGACACGUUCAACGAUCCUUUGGCCGACUACUCUGCUUGUUCCAGAGAUAUCCCAUAUAUGCAAGCUGUUGACACAAACACAAUCCGUGUGUAUGCUCUAAAUGCCACUUUGGACCACACCGAGUGUAUGCAAGCGCUGAACGAUGCCGGUAUCUACGUGAUUGCCGAUUUGUCGCAACCAUCGCAAUCUAUUAACAGAGAUUCGCCCUCGUGGACCGUGGAGCUAUACGACCGUUACACCUCCGUUGUUGACGAGUUCCAAAACUACACUAACGUUUUGGGUUUUUUCGCUGGUAACGAAGUCACCAACAACAAGUCGAACACCGAUGCGUCUGCCUUUGUGAAGGCCGCCAUUAGAGACACCAAAGCCUACAUCAAAGACAAGGGAUACAGAAGCAUCCCCGUCGGUUACUCGACUAACGACGAUGAGGAAACUAGAGUCUCUAUGGCCGACUACUUUGCCUGUGGUGACGACGAUGUGAAAGCUGAUUUCUACGGUAUCAACAUGUACGAAUGGUGUGGAUCCUCUACCUUCCAAACCUCUGGCUACGCUGACAGAACCAAGGAAUUCGCCAACUUGACUGUGCCACUAUUCUUCUCGGAAUACGGCUGUAUCGAGAGCAGACCAAGAAAGUUUGAAGAAGUUGGUACUUUGUACGGCUCCGACAUGACCGACGUCUGGUCUGGCGGUAUCGUCUACAUGUACUUCGAGGAAGCUAACAACUAUGGUUUGGUUUCCAUCGUUGACAACAAGGUCAGCACUUUGUCGGACUACAGCUAUUACUCGGCUUCCAUCAACAAAGUAUCCCCAACCUCCGUCAACUCUGGCUCAUACAGUCCUUCCUCCACAUCGUUGUCGUGCCCAGCGACCAACUCCAACUGGAAGGCUGCCACUAGCUUGCCACCAACACCCAACAGUGCCUUGUGUGAGUGUAUGGCCAACUCAUUGAGCUGUGUCGUGGACGACAGCGUCGACGAGGAUGACUACGGUGACUUGUUCGGCAUUGUUUGUGGCUCCAUCUCAUGUGAUGGUAUUACUGCUAGCGGUUCGAACGGUACUUACGGCUCUUACUCCUUCUGCAACGCCAAGGACAAAUUGUCGUUUGUUUUGAACAACUAUUACAUUCAAAACGGCAAGAGCAAGUCCGCGUGUGAUUUCAGCGGCUCUGCUUCUUUGCAAACCGCAACCACCGCCUCUGCCUGUUCUUCUGCUCUAAGCCAGAUCGGUUCUGCCGGUACUGGUUCUGCCAGUGGUCUUUCAUCUCUUGCUUCCUCGGGCUCCUCCUCUGGGUCCAAGAGCUCAGGCUCCAGCUCUGGUUCUAGCUCUAGUGCCAGCUCCAGCAGUACUGGUAAAAGUAACGCUGCGGUGUCGAACUCUCAAACUUCUUUGGCCAUGGUAUUUAUGACUGCCUUGGUCGCCAUCGGUGCUACCGCAGGUGUCGGUUUCGUCAUUGCGUAA
Molecule: messenger RNA, 1638 nt
Organism: Lachancea meyersii CBS 8951
Lineage: Eukaryota; Fungi; Ascomycota; Saccharomycetes; Saccharomycetales; Saccharomycetaceae
Source: the annotation of a GenBank genome assembly